This is a messenger RNA of Symbiodinium pilosum, 1635 nucleotides long. The record is from the annotation of a GenBank genome assembly. NCBI's taxonomy places the organism in Eukaryota, Dinophyceae, Suessiales, Symbiodiniaceae.
AUGGCAGAUGUAGGCUUCCUGGAUGAAGAUGAAGGCGAGACCGAGGACGACCUGGAGGAGCUCGGCUCGCUGAUCUCCUUCUCCAACUUGGAACAUGUCGUCAAGCACAUCAUCCGCAAGUUCAAAUCGCUGGAGGCAUACAACGAAAGCAAUGAUGCCACCAUCAAGAGUCUCAAAGGCGAAAUCGAGUUGCGCGCAACGAUCACUGGCCUAGACGAGGUGGUGUCGGAGCUCAAUCAGCGUAUUGAGCAGCAACAAGAAGCGCUAUAUCUGACGAAGGAGAAUGUGACUUCUUCAGAGGAAGCCAUCGACAGACUCAAGGGCAGCCAGACCCAGCUAGAGAAAAAGCUGGACACUGUCGUCAAGGAGAAGGCGGUGCAGGACCGCCUGAUUCGCGAGACGCAGGAUGCCCUUCUUGACAAAGUGUCCUUGGCCGAGCUGAACAUGUUUGAGGCGAAGUUUGCCGGGUACACUACAAAGUUGGAGCACCAGCAAAUCCUCAACGCCUUGAGUGACUAUGCCACCCUGGAUGUUGCGGAGCGAAUAGCUGAAAACAUGAAGGUCUUGUCAACCCGCUUUGACGACUACACUCGGACAGCCAAGCUGGAGCAGCAGCUACAGGAAGUUCGGGACUGGGUUGGCGAUGAGCUGCAGAACUAUGCCAAAGUUGCCCAGACAACAAUGCGGAUAGAAGAGCUGGCGGUCCACAUAAAAGAGCAAUCGUUAGUGUUCGAUCGGGUGUAUGCAUCCAACAAUGACCAAUUGCGAGGUUUGUCUGACCGCAUUACAUCAAUGUACUCGGAGUUAGCCAAUGACCUUCAGCAGCGGGCCAUGUAUGAUGACCUGCAAGAGACGAAGAACAGCCUGAAGAAAUACGCGCUGCGAGCCGAAACUGAUGCUUUUCAACAGGAUUGCGUGCCCAAGCUGAAGUUCUGUGUGGACUCCAUCAAAGCCUUUGAUCAAAGAUUAAGGGCACAGGAUGAUGCCAUUCAGCGCGUGGAUGAAGUCCUGUUGGAUAAGGCUGGUAAGUACGACAUCGUCAUCAUCAACUCGCGAAUCGAGCAGUGCAUCCAAAAGGAAGCCGCCAUGAAAGAGUUUCAUGGGAUGUAUGACAAGCUGGAUAGAUUCAACAAAAGGUUUGAGGAAUAUAUCGAGCAAGAAAGCAAGCGGCUGGACGAAUUCCGGCCUCCUGACUAUGGCCCAAUGUUUGAGGACCUGAAUCACAAAGUAGCUCUGAAGGCUGAUAAGGCCGACCUGGUCGAAAUGUACCAGCUCAAGGCAAAUCGAAUUGAUGCGGACGAGCUAGCAAAGCUCCAGGACACCAUACACCGGCAGCUGGAGUACCUGAGCGUGACGACCUUCGGUCUCUCCAAGCUCUGUCUAGCGGAGGCGAAGCAGGGGGAGUCCAAGACUCUGCGAAUGCAACAGCGGACGCAAGUGCUGAUGCAGAGCGAGGCGCUUUGGCAUUGGAUAUUGCACAACGAGCCUCCACCGAACUUGGACACGCUGAGACCACCCCCAGCUCGAGGUGACAACGUUGACAUCAUCAAAGCUGAGCACAUUGACCGACAGAAGCGCUCUAUGGACGACCACAAGAGGAGCCAGUUGGAGCGCAAGCUGGGCAUUGCAGUUUAG